AUGUCGCCUCUAAUGGCCGCGGCAGACAUGGCCGUGGAACAUCUUAACAAGGAUCCAAGCUUUUUCAGUUUGCAGUCCCGUGGGUACCGGUUCAAGGUUGUCACCGGCCGAUCAGACUGUUCAAAUGUUGAUGGACUGUAUCAACUGGUGAAAUUGGCAACCCUUAACAACAACACCAGAGAAAGUUUGGACGCCGUAAUAGGGCCACAAUGUGACGCGGACUGUGAAAACGUCGCUCGCUUAUCUUCUGACUGGAAACUGCCAAUGAUUAGCUUCAGCUGUAUGUCGGACAACCUCUCCGACAAACAGAAGUACGCUUUCUUCUCGCGAACCAUCACAAAGUUAGAUGGGAUUUAUCGCUUUGUGAGGGCAGUUGUAACACAUUUUGGAUGGGAUCAUGUCACAUGUAUCGCUCCUCGGACGAAUGUGGCUAAACUCUUAAAGGCUAAACUGGAGGAAGACAAUUUCACAGCUGCAGCCUUCAGUGGAUCUUUCCACGAACACGGGAAUCUGGCCAUUCAUUUCCUCAGGAAACUGGCGUCAAACUCUAGAGUGUUCGUCCUCUUCGGCAACAAUGAAGACAUAGGGGAUACAUUGCUACUGGCAGAUGAACUCGGUAUGUUGAAUGGGGAUUUUGUGUUUAUGACGGUUUUGAUGAGCAGAGAACUGUUGCUGGCAGGACAGAGCGACCGUGCGAGGAGAUCAGCUCUGGACAUAGCUAUGGAAGGACUCCUGGACAUAACAUUUGAGGACGACUACAACCACACGGAGUAUUUACUCUUCUAUCAAAACCUGUCGAACGCCUUGAUGAGCGGUGCUCAAAGCAACAUGUAUUUCACGCCACGUUUGAUAUUCGACUCUUUCUACGCCUACGGACUUGCAGUACAAGAGGCAAUAGAAGAUGGUUUUGAACUUGAAGAUCGUCAGGAAAUUUUUAACCGAAUUUAUCCCAGAGUUUUCCUUGGUGAGUAA
Molecule: messenger RNA, 972 nt
Organism: Liolophura sinensis
Lineage: Eukaryota; Metazoa; Mollusca; Polyplacophora; Chitonida; Chitonidae
Product: atrial natriuretic peptide receptor 3-like
Exons: 6
Coding region: 1-972 (323 amino acids)
Biological process (GO): signal transduction
Cellular component (GO): membrane
Molecular function (GO): peptide hormone binding; signaling receptor activity
Source: RefSeq, a predicted model, not a curated record